Molecule: messenger RNA, 4243 nt
Organism: Cuculus canorus (common cuckoo)
Lineage: Eukaryota; Metazoa; Chordata; Aves; Cuculiformes; Cuculidae
Product: cytosolic phospholipase A2 epsilon
Exons: 21
Coding region: 111-2657 (848 amino acids)
Biological process (GO): glycerophospholipid catabolic process
Cellular component (GO): cytosol
Molecular function (GO): calcium ion binding; calcium-dependent phospholipid binding
Source: RefSeq, a predicted model, not a curated record
CUUCUCUGCCUCAGUUGGCUGGGAAACAGCGUGUUCUAGGAGCACCUGCCACCCUGAGACACACAGACCGAAGCCUUAUCCGUUAGUGCAUUGUCUUUUAUGAAACAAAGAUGGGAUCAUCAGCCUAUUCACCUUUGGAUCGGUUCAUUCAAGUGAACUCACACAGGAAGAUGGGAAUCAGGAGGAGGAAUAAUGAAAGACCUCACAGUGCUGAAGAUGAGCCAGAAGAGCCUCAGUUGUGUUGGCUUACUGUAAAAAUUAUAGGCAUGAGAAAUCUCCGCAAAGCAGAUCUGUUGAGCCAAACUGAUUGCUAUGUGAAGCUGUGGCUGCCGACAGCUUCAUGUCAGGAAGCCCGGACAAGAACUGUAAGCAACUGCAAAAACCCUAUCUGGAAUGAAAUCUUCCAUUUCAUGAUACAAAGUGAAGUAAAGAACAUCCUGGAGCUGAUAGUCUGCGAUGAGGAUACUUUUACACCAAAUGACCACCUUUUGACUGUUCGUUUUGAUGUAGCUAAAAUCCAACCUGGAGAAAAAGUUCACCUGAAUUUCGAGUUGAAUCCUGAGACUCAGGAAGAACUGGAAGUGGAAUUUCUACUGGAAAGCAUUCCAGGUGUAUUCGAGAACAUCAUUACUAAUGGCGUACUAGUGUCUCGUGAAAUUUCUUGUUUGGAAGUACAUGUGGAUGAAAAAAAAAAGAAGAACCCUUACACAAGGAGAGAUUUCAUGUUCACAGUGAAAGGAUCCUAUGAAAAAGCCCAGGAUGUUUCCCUCAGUCCUUGCUGCAGACAAGGAAGCGGUGAAGCCGCUAUCUUCCACUAUGUCAAGCACAGUCAACCCAAGCUGCACAUGACGCUGCCAAAGGAGUGUUUUUUCAGUGGUCAUGGCUCAACUAGGAGGGAAAUGGAUGUAAGUAGUCCCCUGUCUGUGCCUCUCCAUUCUCUGGACUUAAGAAAGGAAGUGACAGUGAUGAGAGGUGAAUCUUAUGAGGUGUCUGUGAAGGAAGGAGAUGGCGGCAAGAAUCUAGAUUUGCGGUUGGGGUUUGAUCUAUGCACAGAGGAGCAGGAUUUCAUCUGUAAAAGGAAGAAGGUGGUUGCUGCUGCACUGAAAAAAGUUCUUCAGCUGGAUAGAGAUCUGCAAGAGGAUGAGGUGCCAGUGGUGGCAGUUGUGACAACAGCAGGGGGAGUAAGGUCCAUGACGGCUAUGCUGGGCAGUCUCCUGGCUCUUCAGGAGUUAGGUGUUUUGGACUGUGUCUCAUACAUCAGUGGUUUAUCUGCCACAACAUGGACCAUGGCAAAGUUAUAUGAAGAUGCGAAUUGGUCACAGAAGGAUCUCAGAGGACCAGUUGGUGAUAUCAGGAAACAUGUGAUCAAGAACAAGCUGCAUUGUUUCUCAUUGGAUCAUAUGAAAUAUUAUGAAAGGGAGCUUUGUGAUAGAAAGCAGGAAGGGCACAAGCUGUCCUUUACAGAUUUAUGGGGACUCUUCAUUGAUUGUAUGCUACAUCAUCAGGAAUGUGCUCACAAACUCUCUGAUCAGCAACUGGCAGUAAAUCAGGGGCAGAAUCCGCUGCCCAUAUACCUGUCCCUCAAUGUCAAGGAUGAUUUUAGCACUCUGGAUUUUAAAGAGUGGGUGGAGUUCACACCUUACGAGGUUGGUUUCCUGAAAUAUGGGGCCUUUGUUCAUUCAGAGGAUUUUGGUAGUGAGUUCUUCAUGGGUCGUCUGAUGAAGAAGAUCCCAGAGUCCCGAAUCUGCUUCUUGGAAGGUACAUGGAGUAACAUAUUUUCCCAGAGUUUUAUGGAUGCUCUUUACCUCACGGGUCAUUCAGAUGACUUCUGGCACAGAUGGACCCGAGACAACGAGCAUGACAUUGAGGAAAAUCCCACUCUGCCCAAGGAGCGUCAUGAACACACAACUUGCUUAUCCAUUCCCAAAAGUUGUCUUUCCAAUGCUGUUCGAGAAAUGAUGACUGGACGGCCAGUGGUUUCAACUUACCAUAAUUUCCUCAAUGGCUUGCAGCUUCAUAAGAAGUAUUUAGAGAAUGAAAGAUUUUGCAUGUGGAAAGACACAGUGCUUGAUUCUUCUCCUAACCAGCUGAGUGAAAUGGGUGACUACCUCAAGCUGGUAGAUACAGCUUUCUUCAUCAACACCAGCUGUCCACCUAUUCUGAGACCAGAGAGGAAAGUGGAUGUCAUUUUGCAUUUAAAUUACAGCGGAGGAUCACAGACUCUGCCGCUGGACCUCUUCUCAGAGUACUGUUUGGAGCAUGAGAUCCCAUAUCCUGGCACAGAACUGAGCCAGGAAGACCGGGAACACCUGAAGGAGUGCUACAUGUUUGAGGACAGCUUAGAGGCACCAGUCCUGGUCUAUUUCCCACUAGUGUGUGAUACCUUCCAAAAAUACAAGGCACCGAAUGUGGAGCGCAGUCCCACAGAGAUGGAGCAGGGAAGAGUAGAUGUGUCCAACUGUAUGUUUCCCUAUGGCACUGGCCUACUUACGUAUACUGAAGAGAAUUUCAAUAAGUUGCUGAACCUGUGCAGCUACAACAUCCUGAAUAAUAAACAUUUAAUUCUUCAGGCUUUGCGAACUGCAGUAGAACGAAAGAAGCGAUUUAAAAACUGUUCAUCACCUCAGUCGUCUAAACUCUCUAAAAGUAUAUUUUGAUAAAUCUCAUCAGAAGGAGAUAUACGAAUGUUUUGGUAAAGGACUAAUAAGUAUUCAGGGAGUGUGAAUCCAUACAGAAUAAACAUCCAUGUUAGCUUGUUAAAAAAAAUUAUGUGUUUUAUUCAGAAUUGUGUGUGAACACUAAUGCCAAUUCUGGUAUUAAAGUUAUUGGCAAAUCAUGAUUACUUUAAAACAAUCUCUUCAAUGUUUAGGGAAUAGAAAGGCAGCUGAAGAGCUAUAGAGUGAUUUUUGAAUAUGCAGCUAUAUAAAAAUGAGAUUUCAACCUCACAAAAGUCUGUGCUAGAUUGGGAUGCAAAUCUUGGUGGCAUGUGGUCUUUGAACCAGAGACCAAAGUAAAGAUCAGCCGAAGUCUUGCCUUGUUCACAGAUCUCUGCUUGUGACAUUAAAGAGUAAACCAGAUACCAAAAAUGUUUGCACCAGGAAAAAGAAGGCUGAUAAUAAAAAAAUGGAAAUACACAUGAUGUCUUCUGUUUUCUAAGUAUCCAUCUGUUAGGCAGAAGUCCACCUUUCAGUGAAUUUGCCAGCCUGGCUGCUGCUGCACUUAGCCUACCUUUUUGAUGGACUAACCCAGAUUGAUCGACAAGUAACAGCCUGAUUCUUCUGCCAACUGUCUGAUAAAAAUCAUCUGACUGCACUCAUUUUUUCUGAAGUACUCUCUGACCUAUUGCCAACCAAGUAGAUUUUGAAGCUGAGGAUAAUAGCGUGGGUUUUAAAUCCUAUGCUCAGUGAGUUUGGGCGGUUUUAUUAAUAACAGCCUAGCCUUUGGCCAUAAGGAUGUCUUCAUUUAUUAAUCUGCUGCAAGCUCACAGAAGUUUGUGAUAGCAACAAAAUUUGUGACACCGACUCCUUUGAGUUCUGCAGCAUAUAGCUGCUGCUAGUUUUAUUUCCACUGCCACCUAAAACAGAGAUGGGAGUGUUCAUGAGAUUUUCAUACUAUUUUUAGAUAAAUGCUUGUUUAAGAAAAUAUAUUUAACUGAUCAUUCUUAGAUCUUAUUUUCUCAAUACACCUACAGUGUAAUAGCUACCAUUCAAACACUAAGUACUUACGCAUAAUCUUAUUAAAAAUAAAAGUCUUAUAGGUACAAUCAUUGAAGUAUGGGUUUUUUUAUUAAGUCCUACAAGCUCAGCUCAGAGUUGAUCUGGGGAAAAAUGGUUCUUGCUUCUCCUACUGAGAAAUCAAAUAUUGAGGGAACAAAGGCAUCCAUGAGUUUUGCUAAAUGACCUUUGAUGCAGAAGGAGAGAAAACUCCCACUUCAACAGUGGAAGAUGGAAAAUGGAAGGAAACUCUGCUUUUAAGAUGGAGGUGAUUGGGAUGAUAAUGAGAGGUUUUCAAGUCCAAAUACUGGUAUUUGCAAACAUCGAAGUAUUUAUUAAUUAACAUACAGAGCAACACUUCUAGCACCGUAUAUGCCCCCAUCUUAUUAGUCUUUUCCCCUUUGCAGUCAUCUUAUUCAUCAUAGUGGUGUGAGUUAAAAUGAAAAGUAAGUGCAUCCAUUUGCACUCUGGCAGUAUGCCCACAUCACUCUGUAAGUGUGGCAUCUUGUGUAUCCCUAACGUGCCAUGGU